Molecule: messenger RNA, 679 nt
Organism: Mesoplodon densirostris (Blainville's beaked whale)
Lineage: Eukaryota; Metazoa; Chordata; Mammalia; Artiodactyla; Ziphiidae
Product: zinc finger BED domain-containing protein 6-like
Exons: 1
Coding region: 11-607 (198 amino acids)
Cellular component (GO): nucleus
Source: RefSeq, a predicted model, not a curated record
GGCCGUGAGGAUGGGGGGCUACACCCACGCCCCUUGCUUCGCUCACUGCCUCGACUCCCUGGUGGGAAACUUCUGUGUCACCAUCAUAGUGUCCAGAUCAUGCUGGGCACGGCUAGGGCCAUCUGCAGCCACUUCCAAGGCUCUGCGGAAGCCCGGCGGCUCCUCCCAGCUGCAGCGGCAGUGCGGCCUCCCAGCCCACCAGCCCUUCCUGGGGCUCUCGCAUCCCUGGGUGUCCGCCUAUCCCUUGCUGGAGUGGCUGGAGACACAGCAGCUGGGGAAGGCAGGGGCGGCCCUGUCGGCCGUGUUGCGGAGCCUGGCGGACAGUCUGGUCAAGCUCCCGCAGCCCUUCUGGACGGUGGUCCGGGAGGUGAGCAGCGCGCAGGCCGCCUUAAGCCUGGUGCUGCCCCAGCCGCGCUACCUGCACGUCUUCCCGGCGCAGGUUCGCGGGCGCUUUGAGGAGCGGAGCGCCGGGGAGAUGGGCGUGGCCGUGUGGCUGGCCGAGGGCCUGGCCCUGCAGCUCUCCACAGACCACCAGCUCCCUGAGCUCUUCCACCAUGAGCAGUUCGUGCUGGCGACCCUGCUGGACCCUGCUUCAAGGGCAGGAUAGAGGCCACCCUCCCCGAGGGGGCCGACAUCAACCAUUGGAAGCAAGUUCUCGUGUACGAGGUGAAGGAGCUCG